Messenger RNA from Annulohypoxylon maeteangense, 867 nucleotides. RefSeq lists its product as uncharacterized. The record is from RefSeq and is a predicted model, not a curated record. The transcript is spliced from 2 exons. Bases 1 to 867 code for a protein of 288 amino acids. NCBI's taxonomy places the organism in Eukaryota, Fungi, Ascomycota, Sordariomycetes, Xylariales, Hypoxylaceae.
AUGGGUGGCAUGUUGGCUCCGAGGGCGACGACGCUGGAGACGAGAUUUGAAGAUGUGGAAUCGGAUGACGAUUCGUUACGGAGACGGCAGACUUUGACGACAGCGGAUACGAAUUUGACACAAUGGAAUACCGAUACUCUAGCAGCUUGCCAAACCGCGCUUUCUCAACUCGGCGCCGCUACGAAUCCCUCGGGGACGGCCGUCUGCUACAAUCUUUUCAGUCUCGACACGAACGCCGGCACAUUCAUGGCCGACCUACGCCUCUUCCAAGUAUCAACACCUUCCGGCGCAUUCCAGAACAUACCCCCUCAAGAGAUCUCUGUUGGGCUUCAGUAUUCUGGAGCUUCCGUCUCGCCGGUUAGCUCGACCAACCAAACAACUUCCGGCGUGGGUAAACGACAGACUGCGGCACCUACAGUUCUCCAGACAUAUAUGUUCGUAGGCCAAAUAGACAAAGCCAAAAUGGCCGAACCCAUGACAAUGGGAGUAUUAGAAGCCUUGGUGAUGCCCAUCGUCACACUGACUGGCAAGAGUCCGACCGGUCCUCAAGUCAGCACGAACGUCUCUUCCAACGAGGCCGCUUUCGUCAACGGUAUCUUCUCGAACGAAGUCGUCAUGUCCGACGUUUCGCUCGCUUCCCUGGCUGUCGACGAAGCCGUCGCCGGACUACGCAAUGGCACCGUCGCUUUUGUGCUGCCUGGAGUCAACAUCCUAAUUUUCCCGGUUGGUCUGAUCAUUACCAGCAUCUGGCUUGUAGUCGGUGUUGGGUUCUACGCAUUCGGUACAUACGAACGAUACAACUACCGAGACAUGUACAGGAACAGGAAGGCGAGAGAUGGCAAGCCCGGUUACGCAGGAAGAAUAUAA